Molecule: messenger RNA, 663 nt
Organism: Talaromyces marneffei
Lineage: Eukaryota; Fungi; Ascomycota; Eurotiomycetes; Eurotiales; Trichocomaceae
Exons: 4
Coding region: 1-663 (220 amino acids)
Cellular component (GO): cytoplasm; nucleus
Source: RefSeq, a predicted model, not a curated record
AUGCAUUUCUUAUGCCUUCAUGGCGCAGGGACGAACAGCGGGAUCUUUGAAGCGCAGACAGCCGCUCUACGUUAUGAGCUCGGAGGCGAUCAUACAUACGAUUUCGUUGAGGGAGUGAUGCAGCUGCCAAAGGCCUCAGCGAUCGACAAGGUUGUUACAGGUGACCUUGGCUAUUUUGGAUACUACAAACCCAAUGACUGCAACUCGUUCCACAAAGCCCUUGAUGAUCUGGAGCUUUUCAUCCAGAAGGAGGGUCCUUUUGAUGGUGUCAUUGGCUUUUCACAGGGAGCUUCUCUAGCUAGCGCACUUCUUUUGCGAAAUUGGAGCUCGGGUAGUGGUGAAUCGGAUGCUCAUGGGACUCCAACAGCGAAUGAACCACCCUUCAAGUGUGCUGUGUUCUUAUCUGGAUAUUCGCCAUACGAUUAUACAUGCAUACAUGUGCAGCAAAUGCAAGGAUCUACCAUAUCUAUUCCGACGGCGCAUAUCUGGGGCGUGAACGAGCGAGGUGACUCAGGAGGUCCACCAGCAUUGAAGCAGCUUUGUAAUCCUCAAAUUGUGUUCUUCCACGAGCAUGAGGGUGGCCAUGAGGUGCCAGGGGCAAGGAACAAACCAGAUUUGAUUGAAAGUGCCAAUAUUAUUAAACGCAUGCUAACAAGGCUGUAA